CAUAACCCUCCCUUAUUCCUGUCAGCUGCCUUUGCACCGCCUCAGUUAUUUCUCCUCCCUACAAUUAAAAGGCAGCUCUUCAGGCUUCAGGCUCGGCAGUCGCCUCUUUGCUCUCAAAGCAGACAUCUGUUAGGAUCCACUCGCCAGUUGUAGGAUGAAGAAGAAGUUGUUCCUGGACGUGGACACGGGGGUGGAUGAUGCUCAGGCUAUCAUGAUGGCCCUUGCAGCCCCUGAUGUGGAGAUUUUGGGGAUCUCCUGCUGCCAUGGCAACACAAGCCUUGAGAACGCCCUUAAGAACACCCUGCGCGUCCUCAAAGUCUGCAACAGGCUUGAUAUCCCGGUGUACCGUGGCUGCGCCGAGCCCAUGUUAGCCCGCCAACGGCACGCUGGAGAUUUUCAUGGGAAGGACGGGCUGGGGGACGUCCCAGAUCCGGAUCCUCCGAGCCUGGACCUGCUGAAGAAGAAAGCGGUGCAGGCCAUGAUCAAGGCUGUGAGGGAGAACCCCGGAGAGGUGACUCUAGUGGCCACAGCACCUCUCACCAACCUGGGUGUUGCGGUGCUGCUGGACCCCAACUUCCCUAAGAAGCUGAAGGCACUCUACAUCAUGGGAGGAAACACUGAAUCCAGGGGUAACACCACAGUGUGUGGGGAGUUUAACUUUGUGGCUGACCCCGAGGCUGCCUACAUUGUGCUGGACCGCUACACCUGUCCCACCUACAUCGCCACCUGGGAGUUCAGCGGCAGGAACAGCCUGCCAUGGUCUUUCUGUGACGACUGGCUGGCCCAAGACACAGACAAGGCUCGUUUCAUGGAGAAGAUUUCUCGCCAUACGAGAGAGGUGAUCCAGACUGAGCGGUAUCAGAAGGAGAUGGUGGGGAAAUCUGGAUUCAACGCCUGUGACGCCUAUGCCUUAGCUGCGGCCAUCGACGACGGUCUGGUGACGGAAAGCGAAGAGGUUGCAGUAACAGUGGAGCUGGAGGGCACUUACACCCGAGGCAUGAUGGUCGUGGACUACAUGGGUCUGCUGAAAAAGAAGCAUAAGGCCGUCAUCAUGAAGAAAGUUGACCUGGAGAGGUUCAAACAAAUGCUGAUGAAUGCGCUGAAAUAGAUCUCUUAUUAUUCACUGUAUGUAUCAUGUUUUACAGGUCAUACCACUCAUAUGCGCACAUUAUUUCAACCUUUAAUCCAGUUUUAAGUGCCUUUUAGCUUCCAUUUCUUGCCACUCUGACCUGAAACAUUAUCCCAUCAGUAUAUGAUUCACUAUUCAUUCUUCAGCAUAACAAGCCAAGUAUAAUUAGUAUGUAAUAAUGAUCUUACUCUUAGACCUACAUUUCUUGAACUACCAGGAGGAGGAGAGGUGAACAAUGAGGAUGACGAAUAAGGAACUAUUUCCUUUCUACUGAGCUAUCGCUGCACAGAGGGAGUGUUUGUGGAUUAUCUGGAGUGACGAUCACGAUAACCGGAAAAACUCAUUGCUGUUCGGUUUUUCAAGUAUACAUAUUUUUCUAACCUGAUGUGUUUGGAACUGCGGGUCGUUGGUAAUAAACUGACCAUAACUUA
Messenger RNA from Acanthopagrus latus (yellowfin seabream), 1560 nucleotides. Its product is annotated as inosine-uridine preferring nucleoside hydrolase-like. The record is from RefSeq and is a predicted model, not a curated record. The transcript has 8 exons. Gene Ontology annotation, molecular function: hydrolase activity, hydrolyzing N-glycosyl compounds. Lineage: Eukaryota; Metazoa; Chordata; Actinopteri; Spariformes; Sparidae. The coding region runs from base 155 to 1108 and encodes 317 amino acids.